CAAGCCACGAAUCCGGCCCUUUAUGGUGUUUUUCGUUUUCUUCAUUUACCAGUCUCCUUUCCUGCCUUCUGAGUGUCUGCCUGCGCCCCCGUUUUACGCACGCCCUCAACUUCCCUCAGUCUCCGCAUGUUCUCGCCCCGAUCCUCUGUUCAGACGCUCUGCUCUUUUCUUUUGCUUCUCUGAGGAAUAAAGUUAACUGCUCUCCCCUUAUUAUCCUCCGGUGUGUCCAGAAGGCUCUGGAAAUACGAGGGACUCACAGCGAGGAGAAACAGGCCCGCGCUUGACUCAAGCUCGGCGAGGGCUUUGCCAACACAUGCGAAAUUGGAUCCGUAAACAAAGCGUUCCAGGGUAUAAGGCAGUAGUCCAGAUCGUAUCACAUCCCCCCCCGCGAGCAGACGUCUUCUUGGCAAUCAGCUACUCUUCGUUCUCCGCCGUUUUUCUGUGCUGCGGGAGACGAAUUGUUCGAACAUCAUGGGGAUGAUCUCCGGCCAGCGUUCGUCGAGUGCCCCCUCGUUUGCCGAAAGCCACCCACCGUCAGAUUUCGUUUCGCCUUCAGGUGUCGAUACACUCCAAAAUACAGAGAUGAAAGAGGAUUCGACUUCUCGUGACAGAGGAGCGGCGGCUGUCGACACCGACGCGGGUUUACGAAAAACAGAAUCUCCUCUCUCGACCGUCAGCGAGCAAGUCGACCAUCGCGAGUACCCCAGAUACGGCGACUUUGUCAUUCUCUACGGCAGCCAUCAGCUCGUUAUCCCUGUACUUCUGGAAAGGGGUCGCGUCUCCAACAGCCGACUGGGGAACUACAGACAUGACGAUAUUGUCACGACAGCCUACGGAUCCAAGGUCCAAGACCGCAAGUCCAAGAGGUGGUUAGUUGUCUUGCGUCCGUCUCCCGAUCUGUUUUCUCUCGCGCUCACGCAUCGGACACAAAUUCUCUACCAUUCAGACAUAUCGCUGGUCUUGAUGCUGUUAGAUGCGUGUCCUGGCAGACGAAUCUGCGAGGCUGGCACGGGCUCGGGAUCGCUGUCAUGUCACUUGGCCAGGGCCGUUGCGCCCACGGGGCACAUCUUCACUUUCGAGUUCCACCAGCAAAGGAAAAUGGAGGCCGAAGCGGAUUUCAAGCGUCUCGGCCUCUCUUCAUACCUCUCGUGCUACCACCGGGAUGUCUGUACAGACGGCUUUGUCAGCGUUUCAACUGCGUCGGGCGAGGACGUGUCUUCGAACUCCUCUGAGACCUCGAGGGUUUUGCCGCUUGAAGAGAAGGGCAAAACAGCUGGUGCCCUUGCAGAUUCUGAAACUCCGGACGACGGUGGAGCGGCCGAGAAAGUCGGUCUGCCAGCCGCUGGAUCGAUCGAUAGUCUUUUCCUCGAUGUGCCUUCGCCCUGGCUAGCGUUAGACCACGUGGAUGCAGCCCUCCGAGAAGGUGGCCGUUUCGUAAAUUUUUCGCCCUGCGUCGAGCAAGUCCAGCGGGUCUGCGAAUGUCUCCAUGAACGCGGCUAUCACGGCAUUCGAACUUUUGAAGUGAUACGAAAGCCAUGGGGCGUGUGGACGAAGAAACCUACGGCGCGGUCUUCGGCUGUGCGAGAUCUUGGCAGAAUUCCAGAAGAGCCAAUCCUUGCUCGGGACUCGAAGCGGCUGAAAAAAACAGGUGCAGAAACGACUGCUGCCUCUGAGGACCCCACGCAAGCUUCCACGACCAGGUCCCGGAAAGGAAACGGAAACACGCGUAGGAGCGAAGUCGACGGGUGCCAGGGAGAUGGAAACGAUAAAGAAAUUUCUCUCGCGACGUUUCCGCUGCUAAUUAGUCAGUUGUUGGGCCAGUCUGUCCCCGAAGAGUUCUGGACACCAGCGAUGAAACUGGAGUGUGCAUCAGACAGUGUUGAGGCAGGUUGUGAGCAAGGCGCUGCCGAAAACAAAGGCACGUGCAAGAAAGUGUGUCAUAGCAAGUCUACCUUGCGGGUUCCGCCUUGUUCCUCUGGAACGGAGACAGGAACAAACGAGAGAACCGAAGGAGUUAGUGUGGACAGAAAUAAGGAGAAGACACGGCUCAGGACUUUUCCUAUCGAUUUUGAAGCGACACAUUAUCCCUUGCCACUGCGGGGCCACACAGGGUACUUAACGGUUGCUGUGAAGCAUCGGGUUCGCGCGUUGUCAGGGAAGAUGUCAGCACCAUGCUAAUUGUUCGGUCUGCGUUAAACGUGCUCUUCUUUUCGCAUUCUGUUAGGAACCAUUUAUAGUUUUGUUGUGUUGUUGAAUCCUCGGUUUUCUUAAUGGGUGACUACGGGCUGGCCCGAUGUCACAUUGCCGGCGCUGUACAGCAAACCUGGCAAACUACGUAAGGCUUCCUUUCUCGCAAGGCAGGUGUUGACGUGUGGAUCACGCGGCGUCAUGCCACAAACCCGGACAAGGACGGUGAAAAAGCAGUGAAAAAGCACGCUCAGAUGGGGUUUAGAGGAGAGAUACAUUCCCGGCUGACAGCUGCCACUAGUAACUCGUGAAACGAUAGGUGGUGUUUUUGUGAUCGAGAGGGCGGUUGGAUUCAGGCCGUCUCGUGGACGGCUCUCGUCCAACGGCCAGUGAGCUUGCAGUCCAUUCCAUUCCUGCACAUUCAGAUCAAACGCCGGCUGGCAGGUGUUGUCUCAACUGGCAGUUUACGUUUCUCGCGUCGACUGCAUCGUUAUUGAGUUGCUGUAGGUUCGAUAACUGGCGCAGGUAGGCUGGGAUAGAGGGGUCAUUGCGGUAAUGGGGAUGUAUCAAGAUGGUUUCUUCCACGGAGGCGUUGUCGUCAUCAAACUGUUGUAAAGUAACCGCUGUCUAAGGCACCCCUGUUCACUGCUGGCUUUUCAAAGGCGUGGAUAGGCCGCCCAUAGGCAACGACGAGAUACGACGUCGAGCACGUCCUCUCAACAGCGUUUCCAAAAGGCGCUUGCAUCAAUCAAGUUCCACAGUUCCCCGCCAAAGGCGCAUGUGACGAUAUUUCAAGUAGAGACACAGUGGGCCGUUAAGUCCGUGCUUUGUAGAGAAUGCUGGUAUCCAUGUUGCAGGACGGCGACAUAGUAGCUUGAGGCUGUGAGACGCUCAUAAGCAGCACCGUGCACACCUAGCGUCCGCUAUCACGGCCGCAUUGCUUAUGGGUGGCCAAGAGGGGUUGUGGUCCGAAUGCAAGCACCAAAAAACGUCCAGUUGCUUUGGGGAGGUUUCGCUCCCACCCCCACUUUGUUGUUAAAAUGCAGGCAUAUACUGCCUCGUGCGCGGAGCCGCAGCACGAGCAGCCAUCAAGGUGGAGGCAUCUCCACGGGAACCUUGAAAACGCAGAACGCCAACGGUGGGGGCGUUGAUGUUUG
This is a messenger RNA of Toxoplasma gondii ME49, 3344 nucleotides long. Its product is annotated as tRNA methyltransferase complex GCD14 subunit protein. Lineage: Eukaryota; Apicomplexa; Conoidasida; Eucoccidiorida; Sarcocystidae. Bases 472 to 2178 code for a protein of 568 amino acids. The transcript has 7 exons. The record is from RefSeq and is a predicted model, not a curated record. Gene Ontology annotation, cellular component: tRNA (m1A) methyltransferase complex; nucleus. Gene Ontology annotation, biological process: tRNA methylation.